CAUCAACAACCAACAAUCAUAAAGUACCUUAAAGUACUUCACUCAAUCUUCAACAUUCUCUCUACAUCGCGCCUAUCCACUCUUACCUUUGGGUAUCAACUGUCUCUUUCAAAGACUACUUUCACCAUGACUUGCUGCGGACGACAAACCACUGGCGAGUGCGUAUGUGCCAAGGAGGCAACCUGCUCUUGCGGCAAGCAGCCAGCUCUCCAGUGCAAUUGCACUAAAUCUGCUACUGAGAACAAGCUCCCAGCCAGCACUUGUGUGUGCGGAAAGCGCGCUGAGGGUUCGUGCACUUGCGGUCGCACCAGCAGCAAUGCCGAGUCUUCUCUCGAGACCGACUUCACCACCAAGAAAUAGAUUAAUUUCUAUCUGCAUCUCUGCAAUGGAGUAGUCUUCGGGAACGUGUUAGCAUCGGCGGCGUGGGACUGGCGUUAUGGGUAUUCUGCAUGAUCAUCUUGAAAUUCAGGAGCUUGAAUUGCCCACUGAAGAUGUCAAGGGAUUCGAAUGCAAUGAUAAUCAAUUCAUCCAAAUAGGAAAAUGAAAUCGAAUGCAACAACCGCUUGAAUCUAGAGUGAAAUGUAUCAAUGCUUGCAUUUGAAUCUUAGGCAGAAUUGUGAUCUUUCUGUGGCGACACAUGGUAUGAGGCUCUGUGAAGGACCUCAUCUCUGGUUUUCUUUUCAAGUUUGAUCCAUAAUAUGAUGCAUGCC
Molecule: messenger RNA, 710 nt
Organism: Aaosphaeria arxii CBS 175.79
Lineage: Eukaryota; Fungi; Ascomycota; Dothideomycetes; Pleosporales
Exons: 3
Coding region: 127-360 (77 amino acids)
Source: RefSeq, a predicted model, not a curated record